Malus domestica (apple) is the source of this 1827-nucleotide messenger RNA. Lineage: Eukaryota; Viridiplantae; Streptophyta; Magnoliopsida; Rosales; Rosaceae. The record is from RefSeq and is a predicted model, not a curated record.
AUGACUGCGGAAUCUAGCCAAACCCAACCCUCUUACGAAUCUGGCGAAGGAAUCGCCACUCUGCGUCGUCUACUCAAUGGGCUGCAUCGCCCUCGGGCAGGUCUGCGUUCCGAGUUUUUCUUUGAGGUGUAUGGGGUACAAUCAUUGGGUCCCGCUUGGAUUUCUCGGGUCCCUUCAGUGGUGGAAAGCAACAUGCCUAGAGAUAACUGGUUUUCCCCAAAUCCCUACUCGGCUAAGUCGGGCAUCUCUUCCUCCAAAUGGUCAUCAUAUCGUCGAGGCUUUCCUCUGAUGAACGAUCCUGCCUGGGCUCAAUGGAUUGAUGAUUUGGAGCCUACUUUUAAGAGGAAAUGGAUGAGUAAUGGUAUUUAUGAGUUAAUCAUGCUUUCGAAGACCUCUAUUAUUCCCAAGCCCAAACUGCUUGUUUCUGCCCUCAUUUUCUGGAAUUUGGGCACGAAUACUUUUGACUUCCGUAUGGGCCCCAUGUCUCCCACCAUUCUUGACAUGGCUCAGUUUUUCGGCUUAAGGCCCUCAGGCAGGAUAGUGGACGUCACUCAAGACUGGGUUCCGUCCUCUACCACUGGAAGCUCAAGUUCAUCUGCUGCAUUCCUCUCUUUGAACUAUAACUCUGCAACUUUCAAGAGUUAUAGGACCUCCUUCAAAGGAUUCAUCCCUUUCGUAAAGGAGAAUUUUGGGAUGGGCUCACCUCGGGUUGAUAAAGAUCAGGAGCACAUGUAUUUCCUCUUAUACUGGCUCAACAAGCACAUCUUCCCCAACAAAUCUAAAGGGGUGAGGGCUGAAUGGAUCCCCUUAGUAGAAGCUCUUCACAACUUUGAUGACGUAGCUACAGGUCCAUUCCUCCUUUCCUAUCUUUAUCAUCUUCUUUUCGAAAUGACUAAAGGCGAGCCAUUUGAGACUAACUUGAAUGAACCUAUAUGGAUGAUACAAACUUGGCUUCAAUGGUACUUUCUGGAAUUUCAGGCUGCUAAUCUGGAGUUCCUGGAGGGUGUGGCCCCUGCCCGAAUCCUGGCUGAAGCUGCCCCCAUAGAUCAUUCCACCUUUGCCUGCUUUUAUUUCUUCAGAGUCUGUAGGACUCGAUCAGAUUUAGAAUGGGGUGCGUCGGUCUUGAGAAGAUAUCCUUGGUUUUCUGACCAAGUCUUUCAAGAUGCCCCUGGCGAGGAUGCUACCCCCUUUUGCAGGGAUAAAUUUAUUAGUUGCAUUCAACCGAGAAACCUGGCCUCGGGAGUUCGGGGCAAUAGAUAUGACCGAGGCUUGGAAGUGUACCAUCCUAACUUUUGCAGCAGGCAGUUAGGAUUUAGACAGGCCAUUCCUGUCCCGUUCUUCGACUCUGUCCAUUGUGGCACUUCAUUCCGGUUACCAACUCCAUCUGAAGUGACAUUCCGAGUUGCCCGACGCAGUCUUGACGUAAUGAGUCAAGCGGCCCGAAAGUCCAUCAUUCUCAAUUUUGAGUGCACCUCGCUCUUCUCUUCUUGGUGGGAAGACAAAUGGAUUAAGAAGUAUGAAGGAGAUUUGAAAGAGACUCACGAUCACCUUUUCAACCAACUUUCACUUAAGUCAUACCCUGGCUCGGGCGAACUUGAAAAUUGGAAGGAGAUGAUCCAAGAGAAGAAUCGGUCUCUUCUGAUAGCUCUAGUGGAUGUUGAAUCGGAAGUCAUUGAAUCCGAGGAUGACUCUGCUGAUGCUGCAAUUCUUCAUAGAGCUGCCGCAGAGGUUGGGAGACGAGAAGCUGGGGAGGGUGCAGAGGUUUCAGAAUCCUUUGGGGAUUCAGGAGCUGAAGAAACACCCGAGGCACUUAUUAAAGCACCCUAA